AUGGAUGUUUUCAAAGAAGCAUUAAUGGCUCUUGAUCAUCAACAGCAACAGCAACAACAGUUAUUUAUGCAACAGCAACAGGAACAGAAACGCCAGCAAGAAGAUUUUAUGAAUCAGAUCUCUGCAUUUCUGGUCAUCCAAAGGCGCGCCGCAAAGAGAAGUAAAAAUGGAAUCAUUGGCCAGCUCUCGGAAUUCACUUAUGAUCCGGAGAAUGGACUUACUUUCGACGCAUGGUUUGUUCGUUACAAAGGAUUAUUCCAGGUAGAUGUUAACGAUUUAGAUGAUGCUGCAAAAGUAAGACUUUUAUUACGACAGUUAAGCACAAAUAUUCAUAAGCAGUACGUAGAUUUUAUUCUUCCUAAAGAAUAUAAAGAAUUUGAUUUUGAAACUACGAUCGCCAAACUUACACAUAUGUUUGGAAAAAAAACUUCUUUGUUUCAUCAAAGAUUCAAUUGUAUGAAUACUUUGAAAUCAUCAAAUCAAGAUUUCCUAGCUUACGCUGCUUUAAUUAAUAAGCGCUGUGAAGAAUUUAAGAUCUCUACUAUUACUGCUGAUCAAUUUAAAUGUUUGAUUUUUGCAUGUGGUCUUCGAUCUCCAUCGGAUGCUAAUAUUCGCAUGAAGCUACUCAAUCUUAUUGAAACCAGGCCAGACACGCUUACUACAGAGGAUCUUGCAAUUGAAUGUCAAAAAUUAAUCAAUCUGAAGCACGAUACAUCUUUGAUUCAGAAUCAAAAAUCAGAGAUACCUGGUACCGUUGCAUUGGUAAAAUCUAAACAAAGCAAACCCAAGAUCAGUACUUAA
Molecule: messenger RNA, 801 nt
Organism: Monomorium pharaonis (pharaoh ant)
Lineage: Eukaryota; Metazoa; Arthropoda; Insecta; Hymenoptera; Formicidae
Exons: 1
Coding region: 1-801 (266 amino acids)
Source: RefSeq, a predicted model, not a curated record